Messenger RNA from Drosophila elegans, 3403 nucleotides. RefSeq names its product protein O-GlcNAcase (gene Oga). The record is from RefSeq and is a predicted model, not a curated record. The coding region runs from base 121 to 3186 and encodes 1021 amino acids. Gene Ontology annotation, biological process: glycoprotein metabolic process. The transcript is spliced from 7 exons. Lineage: Eukaryota; Metazoa; Arthropoda; Insecta; Diptera; Drosophilidae. Gene Ontology annotation, molecular function: beta-N-acetylglucosaminidase activity.
UUGGCAUCGAUGUUUCCCCACCUCUACUCUAAACACGGCUCUUCCUGCUAAAUUUGUGAAGAAAAAUAGCCUUUAUUUGUUCCUCGCAAUCGCCGCAUCCGAAUCCCUGGGUCGUGGAAAAUGGCGGAUGAAGCGGGCAGCCAAUCUGAUGGCCAGCGGCAGUUUAUUUGCGGCGUGAUCGAGGGAUUCUACGGCCGGCCGUGGACCACCGAGCAGCGCAAGGACUUGUUUCGGAAGCUUAAAUCCAUGGGCCUGAGCAGUCCGUCCUACAUGUAUGCGCCGAAGGAUGACUACAAGCACCGGGCAUACUGGCGGGAGCUGUAUACUGUGGAGGAAGCGGAUCACCUGUCCAGUCUAAUUGCGGCGGCCAAGGAGGCGGGUAUUAACUUCUACUAUGCCCUUUCGCCAGGGCUGGACAUGACCUACAGCAGUCCUAAGGAGAUCGCCACGCUGAAGCGAAAGCUGGAUCAGGUCUCGCAGUUCGGCUGCGAGGCCUACGCCCUGUUAUUCGACGACAUCGAAUCGGAGCUGUCGAAGGCGGACAAGGAGGUCUUCCAGACGUUUGCCAACGCCCACGUGUCUGUCACCAACGAGAUAUACACGCACCUGGGCAGGCCCAAGUUCCUCUUCUGCCCCACACAAUACUGUGCUUCGCGGGCCGUGCCCACGGUGCUGGAGUCGGAGUACCUUAACACUCUGGGCUCCAAGCUCAACAACGAUAUUGACAUCCUCUGGACUGGCGACAAGGUCAUCUCCAAAACCAUAUCCAUUGAGUCGAUCCAGGAGAUUACCGAAGUGCUGCGUCGUCCGCCAUGUAUCUGGGACAAUCUGCAUGCCAACGAUUACGACCAGAAGCGCGUUUUCCUCGGACCCUACAGUGGUCGGUCGCCGGAGCUGAUCCCCCACUUGCGGGGCGUGAUGACCAAUCCUAACUGCGAGUUCUACGGCAACUUUGUUGCCAUCCACUCGCUGGCCUUCUGGUCGCGCUGUAGCUUGGACUCCAAGGUGAACAGCUCGCUGAGCGCGGACAUUAAACUGGAGACUGAAAACGAGGAUGAGCUUCCGGCCGAGUUCCUCUCUAAGAACGUUUACCACCCGCGAGUGGCUCUUAAGAAUGCUAUUGCGGACUGGCUGCCGGAAUUUUCCAUGGAGAAGGAGGCCUGGGGACCAAUCACCAAACCCCAGCCCCAAGUGCAAAUGGUUAUGCCCAUUAUUCCCAUAAUACCCUCCAUCAACACCUGCAUGAGUCUCACCACCACCACAACCACUUCGACGAAUUCGAGGACGGUUCCGGAGGUCAACACCACUCAACUGCAAGCCCUUGCUGAUGUCUGCGUUGUUAGCUCCACCCUGGCACCCAUCUCCAAUCCAGUGAUGAAUUCCCUCGUGUCGCCCACAAAGGUGAUCACAAACGACGAUAUCAUCAACCCCAUCCCGACCACAGCUGCCAGCAACAUUGAACUUCCCAAGAAGAUUCCCAUCUCCGUUGUCCCAGUUGCCAUCAUGGAGGCGAAAAGUGUGGACGCAUCCGUGGAUCUGGGUCUGGACAAUGCAGUUUUCGAUGACAAUGCAUUAAAACCGAAAACCGAAUCGGCACAGGAGCGGCUUGAACUGGAGGUGGACGAUUUAGAGGAAAAGCAAGAGCCGGUGGCCAGUCUAAGUGUGGAUACAAUGGUGGACGACGCCAGUCUGAGUCCACUGAGUGCCGGAGUCAAUGAGCCCAUGGAGUGCAGCAGUAGCAUAGCCUCUCAGGUCUCUCCGCGGGAGGAGGAGGCAAUCAAACUGGUGGCAGACGACGUACUCAUGGAGUCUGUCAACGAUGUGCAUAGUAUGCAUGUGGAGAGUGGCACUUCGUCGCCAAUCUCAAAUGCGGAAAUGCGUGAGGAGAACGAAGCUCAGUCUGUUAGGACCAUCGACAAUAAUACGUCCACAGGCGGAUACAAGUCAAAGAUAACUGUUGAGGAUUUGGGUCUGCUCUGCGAUCUCUUCUACCUUCCCUUCGAGCACGGCAGCCGUGGCCACAAACUGCUGGUCGAAUUCAACUGGCUGAAGGGCAACGCAAAUGUGAUACUGCAGGACCGUUCUGCCGGUGGGGUAAGCGAUGACGUCAAAACCGCCAAGCCAGAGGUUACCGAAUGGCACCAGCGUUGCGAACAGUUCGACGUACUUUGCACCGGCGUCGUCGAGCUGUUGAUCAAAAUCGCUCACUGCCAGAACAAGGAGAUCUGCCACGAGCUAUACUCGUAUGUGUGGGAUAUAUCCGGCGCUCUGUCCCUUCUCAAUUGCUACGUCAAGUGGCUAGCUCUUGGUCACUUUCCGCAUAACACGUCUUCUUACACGGAGGGCAGCUAUACUUGGUUUAGCAAGGGCUGGAAAGAGGCCUUCAUGUCCGGUGACCAGGAACCGUGGGUCUUCAGGGGCGGCCUCAUUGCGGACCUGCAGCGCCUGAUGCCGGUGGACUCGGGCAAUGACCUGUUUGUGUACAAGCUUCCGGAACAACCCACGGCCAAUUACUAUCUCCUGAGGCCCUACUCCCAUGCGGACGAGCAGAACGUCAACGAGGUGUGCACCCGCUUGUAUUUGCAGUGGCAGGAAGAGUCGGACGGAGGCGUCCACAUCCCCUUCCCGCUGCCGGCGAAUGUGGCCGGCAUCGUAGCUGAUGGACUGAUAGGAGGACAUCUUAUCCUCAGCCCGCAGCUAUGCAUUGUGGCUUACGAUGAGAACAACAGCGUUAUAGGCUAUGCUUGCGCGGCCUUGGAUGUCAACAUAUUCCGACGCAACUUGGAGCUUUGCUGGUUUACGGAGCUGCGCGAGAAAUACCCCAAGGAUCUGUGUCCGCAUGGUGGGGACGAAGUGGUAGGACGGCUUGUCACACGCUUUGUGGAAAAGUUUCAUUGCUCAAGCUCCAACGUGCCUCUGGAGGACUGUCCCGUGGAGGUGAGCGGCUCCUUUCCGGCCGUCCUGAUCUCCGGAACUCUGCGGGAGGCCGAGCAGCGGGACUCGGGCAUAACCAAGCGGAUGCUCACCGUGCUCCUGGCCGCCCUGCGAGCGAAUGGUUGCUUUGGGGCUCACGUAUGUGUCCCCGAGCAGGACGUCGGUCAAGUGAACUUCUAUUCCAGAAUCGGUUUCGUCGAAGUCUACCGCGAGGAGGCCACCAAGUGCAUAUACAUGGGUCGCCGCUUCUAGCGUUGUUGUUUCCGGAUGCCAGCUUCACUGCCUCCACUUUUAAUGUUCCUUCAUCAUUGGUAUUCCGGCUAGCUGCGCUAGCCAUUUCAAUCUCGUCCUCGUCCCUUUUGUAUUGUCUUAAGGUAACAAGUUUGUAUUACUGACCAACCUUUCUAGCAUUUAUCUUUAGCACCGUUUUCUUUUAGCGUGGAAAACAAUAAAAAUACCAAUUUAAUAA